ACACCCUCGUUGGACCUACGCAACUGGCGGCCCACACAGGCUAGAGCAACGAAGUCCAACAGAUAGGAAGGUCCCUCUCCGGCCACAACUCACAAGUCCCCACAGCACUCUCCCCGACCUUGCCGUCCAGUCGUCCACCCCACCGCCGCAGCCUCGCCCCGAGGAGACAGGAGAACAGCAGGAUGCCGGCGACGCCGACGAUCAUCGGCGCCCUCCUGGGACUGGGCACUCAGAUGUACUCCAACGCCCUCCGCAAGCUUCCCUACAUGCGCCAUCCUUGGGAGCAUGUGUUGGGGAUGGGUCUCGGUGCAGUAUUUGUGAACCAGCUGGUAAAAUUUGACGAGAAGCUCAAGGAGGACCUCGACAAGAUGCUUGAGCGCGCCAGGCUAGCCAACGAGCAACGCUACAUUGGUACAGUGCUAACUUGCUUAUGGCAUCUUAACAACAGCAAAGACUUUGCCCAAGUUAGAAGUCUACAUCGGAUAUAUCCAAACAAUCUCAAUUGGUGUUGGACAAACUUUUUUUCAAUUGGUGCUACCUGUACUCAUGUAUAUCAUCGUUUGAAGCCACAAAUUAAGGGUUUAUACACGUCGAUAGCUGUUCUCUAUUCAUUUCUGUUCAGAGUUAGAUCUUUAGUAUAUUCCAUCUUUUCUAGUCUCCUCUUUCCAUAUUAACUUCGGUCUUCUCCUAUCUCUCUUCCUAUUACUAUCAUGUAUUAGUAUCCCACUAUAUAUUGGUGUCUCUGGAGGUCUACAUCGGAUAUAUUCAAACAAUCUCAAUUGAUGUUGUACAAUCUUUUUUUUUCAAUUUGGUGCUACCUGUACCCAUGUAUAUCAUCAUUUCGGACUCGAUCCCUUCUUA
Zea mays is the source of this 861-nucleotide messenger RNA. RefSeq lists its product as uncharacterized. The record is from RefSeq and is a predicted model, not a curated record. The coding region runs from base 183 to 674 and encodes 163 amino acids. The transcript is spliced from 2 exons. Lineage: Eukaryota; Viridiplantae; Streptophyta; Magnoliopsida; Poales; Poaceae.